Molecule: messenger RNA, 1882 nt
Organism: Limulus polyphemus (Atlantic horseshoe crab)
Lineage: Eukaryota; Metazoa; Arthropoda; Merostomata; Xiphosura; Limulidae
Product: adenosine kinase 2-like
Exons: 11
Coding region: 422-1507 (361 amino acids)
Biological process (GO): purine ribonucleoside salvage
Cellular component (GO): nucleus; cytosol
Molecular function (GO): adenosine kinase activity
Source: RefSeq, a predicted model, not a curated record
ACGUGACGCAUUUAGUAACAUCCUUUCUCGUGCUCCUCCCAGCAGCUGGUAGGCUUUUUUGAGGGGAUAUUAUGCAUGUUUAUUUUGGCCAUGGCCUACCAUUUCGAAGAAGAUACUUUUUUUAAAGGUCAAUACUAGCUUUAAAUAUGAAUUUAUUUGACCAGUUUUUGUAAAAACAGAGGUGCAGGAACACGGUAACGGGGUUUACUUAUAUCCAGGAUAAUUCGUUGCCAUAAGAUCUGUUGUUGUUUUGGGUCAAAGUUCUGAUGUAGAUAAGAUCUUCGUGAACAUGUUUGGAAAACUGGUUUUCCCUUCGAUUUACAUAAUGAGUCUUGCCAAUCUCGUGACUGAUGGAGGGAAUAUGUUUUUCUUGAAGAGUUUUGUUUCGACCUUGUGAUUUGAGAAUUCAUAACCAGAAAGAAUGGUCGGAGAUGAUGAUGAGUUGAGCCUGAGGUGUGUAUAUUUUCCUGCGGAAGGGCUUCUGUUUGGCAUGGGAGAUCCAUUAUUAGAUAUUUUAGCCCACACAGAUGAAGCAUUUCUUAAGAAAUAUAAUUUAAAUCCCAAUGAUGCUAUUCGUGCAGAUGAAAGACACAUAUCCAUAUACCAGGAAAUGGUCACCAAAUAUCAGGUUCAGUUCAUCCCAGGGGGAGCAACACAAAAUACAAUGCGUGUGGCACAGUGGAUACUUCAGAAACCUUAUAUUACCACUUUCCUUGGAUGUAUUGGAAAUGACAAAUUUGGGAAGAUCCUCACAGAAAAGGCAAAAGAAGUUGGAGUAAAUGUUCAUUUCCAAAUUAGUGACUUAGAAGCAACAGGAACAUGUGCUGUAAUUGUCACUGCGAAAGGAUCAAACAGGUCUCUGUGUACAACACUUGGAGCUUGUAAAAUGUUCACUAAUGCCCAUUUGGAAAAGCCUGAAAAUAGAGCUCUGAUGGAAAAGGCUAAAUAUUUUUACAUUUCAGGUUUUUUCCUUACUUCUGCUUUGGAUUCUUUUUUAGAGGUGGGAAAACAUGCAAAUCUCUACAACAAAAUUUUUGCCAUAAAUCUUGCUGCUCCAUUCAUAUGUCACUCCUUCAAAGAACCUUUGAUGAAAGUUCUACCAUUUGUAGACAUAUUAUUUGCAAAUGAAAUGGAGACGAAAGCAUUUGCUGAAGAACAAAAUUUUGAGACUGAAUCACUGGAAGAAAUAGGUUUGAAGAUUUGUUCUCUUCCAAAAGCAAACAAUAAUCCAAGACUAACUGUAAUCACACAAGGACCUGACCCUGUAAUAGUUGUCAACAAAAGUAAAGUCACAAAAUAUCCAGUAAAUCAACUGAAAAAUGAAGACAUUGUUGACACAAAUGGAGCAGGAGAUGCAUUUGUUGGCGGAUUUCUUGCACAGUAUCUUAAAGGAAAGUCGAUUGAAGUUUGUGUGAGAUGUGGAAUCUUUGCAGCAAGUGAGAUUUUAAAACAGCCAGGCUGUCAACUUCCAGAACAUGUUAUAUUUCCUGAAGAGUUCAAAUCAUAAAUUUGAGAUUUAUAAUUUAAAGAAACAAAUGGAAAUAAUUUGUUAUAUUUCAUUCUUUAAAUCAAGCCAUAUUGUCUGCAAGUAUUUAAACUGGUGUGAGAAAACUGAAACAAUUAUGGUUAAACACCUGAAUCAGGGAACUAAUACUCACUGCCUCUUCUUAUAAUGUUAUAAUGUGUAGUUAUAUUUUGUAUUUGUGGUUUACCUAGGAGUGUAAAGUCUAUGGUAAACUAUCGUAUUAACUGAAAGAGUGGAGAGUUGUCUACUUAAUUCUUUAACAAUUUAACUUACCUGAGGGUUUGUAUUUGCUGUUUUUUUAUUUUAAAAUAAAUUUAAUAACAAUUGUGUUUAAGGGAUGCGAUAUAAAUAUAUAUA